Messenger RNA from Pecten maximus, 1264 nucleotides. Its product is annotated as serum paraoxonase/arylesterase 1-like. Bases 1 to 1107 code for a protein of 368 amino acids. The transcript is spliced from 10 exons. The record is from RefSeq and is a predicted model, not a curated record. NCBI's taxonomy places the organism in Eukaryota, Metazoa, Mollusca, Bivalvia, Pectinida, Pectinidae. Gene Ontology annotation, molecular function: arylesterase activity.
AUGGCCUUUGUGCGGCGGAUUAAAUUUGACCGAAAAAGAAUUGAAGUGGUCAUGUUGCUUAAAUCCUGUUUCGCUGUGAUUUUUGCCCUGUUGGCUCAGUACGCUGUGCGUCUCUGGUUUUUCUUGGAUUAUCACAAAUCCAGGACAAUAAUCCACCACCGACCCGGGCCUUGUAGACAGCUAGGCGGUGCAGAUGGUGGCUCAGAAGAUCUCACAGUGUUGGACAAUGGGCUGACCUUCAUCGCCUCGGGUUCUUAUCCAUGGACCAGAGGUCGCAUUCUUCUUUUCAAUUUUUCAAACCCUUUUGAAGACGCGAAGGAGUUGCCUAUUAUCAGCUCCAGUCUGAAUAAGUCAGAUUUAGUACUUUAUGGACUGUCCACCUGGCGGGAUAGUUUAACAGGGGAGAUUACUCUUAUGGUGAUAAAUCAUGCUGGCCAUCACGAUCGUGUGGAAGUAUUCACGUUCCAGGAGGACUCUCUCACACUUCUUCACGUCAACUCAAUUUUGAGCCCGAAACGAAACUAUAUGAACGAUUUAGUGAUGACAAGCAACAGGACUUUCUACAUUACCGAGUAUGGGGAGAUGCGUGAUAACCCUCUGCUGGAGAUGCUACUGAUGCUGAGCUACUGCGAUAUUCUUUACUAUAACGGAAGUGAGUUCCGGAGUGUGGCGCACGGCCUGCGCAUGGCCAAUGGUAUUAACGUGUCACCUGACCACAGGUACCUGUACGUGGCAGAACUCGGAAGGAAGCAGCUGAAAUCUUAUCGUAUUAAAGACACGGAGCUAGAACAUGUGGAAGACUUAUUCCUGGACACCCUUUUAGAUAAUAUAGAGAUUGAUCCAGUGACGGGGAACUUGUGGGUGGGAUGCCACCCAUUGAACAAUGCCCUGAUGAUGCUAGAGAAUUACGAUCUCGGAACUGUUGCUCCAUCACAGAUUCUGAGAGUUAGUGCGACAGAUGGAAAGUUUACGGAUGCAGUGGAGGUGUACUCGGACACCGGAUCAGAAUUGACAGCAUCGAGUGUGGCCUCUGUCUAUCAGGGAAAGAUGAUAGCGGGUUCUAUAAUGUCGCAACUGAUUGUCUGUGACCUCGAAUACGAUUAUUGAUGUAUGAAGUUACAUAAGAGACAAAGUACAAUUGUACCUUCGUGCUGCUCAAUAUACAAACAUGUAUACUGUUAUUAUGUCAUUCUUUCAUGCUGUAAAAAAUGUGCUUUUAUAUCUGAUAUGAUAUUUUUUGUUCUUGUGUUUUAUUUUUUAUUUU